Oryza sativa Japonica Group (Japanese rice) is the source of this 1160-nucleotide messenger RNA. RefSeq names its product FCS-Like Zinc finger 6. NCBI's taxonomy places the organism in Eukaryota, Viridiplantae, Streptophyta, Magnoliopsida, Poales, Poaceae. The record is from RefSeq and is a predicted model, not a curated record.
CGGCCCAGAUUCCCCCUCCCGCUUCUUUUAUCUCCACCCCCUCCUCCCAGAUCCUCUCCUCCACACACGCUCGCCGCGCGCCCGCACGCUCGCCGUCGCCGGCCGCCGCCUCGUCGUCGUCGUCGGAGAAGGAGGAGGAGGAGGCCGUCUCUCUGCGUUCUGGCUGCUCGCCUGCGUGGUGGUGAUGAUGGUGGGCAAGAGGGGGAGGGGAGGGAGCAAGAAUAACCCGAUGAGGCGGACGACGAGCAUGACGGAGUUCUCGCCGCCGGACGUGCUGGCGGCGGUGGUGGAGGAGGAGGGUGAGGAUCUCGAGGCCAUGAUGAUGGUGGGCCAGCCCGGCGGCGGCGGCGGAGACGGGGCGCAGGACUGGCUGGCGUCGUUCGGCCGCGAAGGCGGCGGCGGAGGAGGAGGAGGAGGCGCGCCGGGGCAGGACUGGCUGGCGGCGUACCGCGCGCGCGCCGCGCCGGCGAGGGCGGGGCUGAGGCGGAACUCCGCCGACUACUGCUCCGUCGAGACCGCCUCGUUCCUCCGCUCCUGCGGCCUCUGCCGCCGCCGCCUCGGCCCCGGCCGCGACACCUUCAUGUACAAGGGAGAGGCGGCGUUCUGCAGCCUGGAGUGCAGGCAGCAGCACAUGACGCAGGAGGAGUGGCAGGACAAGUGCGGGGUGACGUCCAUGAAGAAGGAGGCGCCGGCGCCGCCCAACGGCCGCCGCCGCUCCAGCAAGACCACCACCAGCGGCGGCACGGUGGCGGCGGCAUGAUCGAUCGAUAGCCACCACAGCCUCUAGCUACCUAGCAAGAACGCCGAGCUCAUCAGCAUCACACACCUAAGUAUACUACAAGCUACAACCACCAUGCACACGGCUCAAUUACGACGACGACGACGACGACGAAGAAAGCAAAGCAAGAAUCGAUUAUUAAUCCACCAUUAUUGUAUGGUUCGAUCGAUCGAUCCAUCGAUCUGCCUUUAGAGAGAUACCAUUAGUUUUGAUCAAUCCAUGUAUGUAUCACCUGAUCAGUACUUGGAUCGAUCGAGAUGUUAAUUAGUUGCAGAGUUCUUGCCGAUCAGUGAUGAUGGGUUGAUAAAUUGAUUAAUUGAUCGAUCAUAUAUAAUGUUGUGGGGAAUCUAUGGCCUCCUGGAACAGAGGAAUUUCAUAUGAA